Molecule: messenger RNA, 1707 nt
Organism: Quercus robur (English oak)
Lineage: Eukaryota; Viridiplantae; Streptophyta; Magnoliopsida; Fagales; Fagaceae
Product: UDP-glycosyltransferase 91A1-like
Exons: 1
Coding region: 141-1559 (472 amino acids)
Molecular function (GO): UDP-glycosyltransferase activity
Source: RefSeq, a predicted model, not a curated record
AAUUAAACACAUAUAUCAAAUAUAUAUUACUCCUGACAUCACGUGCAAUCAACGUUAAAAUAAGCUAUUAUUAAUCAAUCACGUCCUUCUUCUUCAUUCAGCUAUCCAACCAACCUUGGAUUCCAUUGCCUUGCGCUUCCAUGACCAGCAACGAGAAGAAGCUUCACAUAGCCAUGUUCCCAUGGCUAGCCUUUGGGCAUAUGAUCCCCUACCUAGAGCUCGCCAAGCUCAUAGCUCAAAAGGGUCACCGCAUCUCCUUCAUAUCCACCUCUCGAAACAUUGAUCGCCUCCCCAAACUCCCGCCCAAUUUGGCUUCCCUCAUAGAUUUGGUGAAACUUCCAUUACCCCACGUGGACAACCUCCCAGAAGAUGCCGAGGCCACCAUUGAUGUCCCUUCAAACAAGGUCCCGUACCUCUCAAAGGCAUACGAUGCUCUCCAAGACUCUGUGGCUCUGUUCCUAAAAGACUCACAGCCAGAUUGGCUUCUUUACGACUUUGCUCCUUAUUGGUUACCAAGAAUAGCUCGGGAACUAGGCAUCCCAAACGCUUUCUUCAGUAUAUUCAUCGCUGCCUUACUGAGCUUCAUGGGGUCGAAAGCCCUUUUCGGCGACCGCAAGAACCCAGAGGAUUUUACAGUGCCGCCCAAGUGGGUCCCAUUCCCAACCACGGUGGCGUAUCGGUUCUUCGAGAGUAUGAAAAUCUUCGAGUGCACAGAGGCCGACGUGUCAAACGUGUCUGUUUUUUCCCGUUUCGUGGAAGUACUUGAUGGUUGCGACAUAGUGGUUGUGAGAAGCUGCAUGGAGCUCGAGCCAGAGUGGCUAUGUCUUCUUGAGGAUCUUCACAGGAAACCGAUUCUCCCAAUUGGUCAACUUCCCACUAUAGUGCUCAACAGCGAGGAUGAAACCGACACAUGGUUGUGGAUGAAAGAGUGGCUGGACAAGCAAGCCAAAGGUUCAGUAGUGUACGUAGCAUUUGGGAGCGAGGCAAAGCCUAGUCAAGAGGAACUCACUGAGAUAGCUCUUGGUUUGGAACAGUCCAAGUUACCCUUCUUCUUUGUACUAAGAACUCGACGUGGGACAGCUGAUACUGGGUUGAUCGAGUUACCAGAGGGGUUCGAGGAGCGAACCAAAGGACAAGGGGUGGUUUGUACGAAUUGGGUACCUCAGCUCAAGAUUUUAGCUCAUGACUCCGUUGGUGGAUUUUUCACUCACUCUGGGUGGACCUCAGUGGUGGAAGCACUUCAGUUUGGGAGAGCUCUCAUAUUGUUGACUUUCUAUUCAGACCAAGGGAUUAAUGCUAAGGUUCUGGAAGAGAAACAAAUUGGGUAUUUGAUACCAAGGAACGAGCAGGAUGGUUCGUUUACAAGGGACUCGGUAGCUAAGUCACUAAGGCUGGUGAUGGUAGAGGAAGAAGGCAAGCUGUACAGGGACAAGGCUCAGGAGAUGAAGGGUCUGUUUGGAGACAGGCAGAGUCAGGAUCUAUACUUGGAAAGUUUCCUUGAUUACCUGAAAACCCAUCAACGUCUCUCCAAAUUGCCAUCUGAAAACAUUUGCAGUUGAAUAAAUCCUAGCUAUAUACCAGUAGCCAACAACAUUUGGAAAUCGUUAUUUCUUCUCUUUGCUUCAUUAAUGGUGGGUUUGUUAAGGUAUCAGCUUCCAGGGAUUAUGGUUAAGCUUUCUUGUAGCUUAUUGCUUUUCUCGAUUGUCA